Penicillium brasilianum is the source of this 1659-nucleotide messenger RNA. The record is from the annotation of a GenBank genome assembly. Lineage: Eukaryota; Fungi; Ascomycota; Eurotiomycetes; Eurotiales; Aspergillaceae.
AUGAGUGCAGAAAAAGAAAUAGAGAAAUCCUCACAGAGCAAUGGUCUCGACCUCUCGUCUGAGAGGAUCCAGACUUCGAUCAAGAAAGGUGAUACUCACCUUGUCUACGAUGCAGGGGCCAAGACAGAUGGGACCAAAGCGCAUCCGCAACCGACCAAUGACCCGUUAGAUCCUUUAAACUGGUCGACUAUGCAAAAACAUGUUAUACUAGCAAUUGUAAUGCUGAAAUACUUUCUCUUCACGUAUCUUACAACUACGACAGUGCCUUCCUUCACGGAGAUUCAAGAUCAAUUUCAGAUCAGUUAUUCGCAAGUGAAUUGGACCGUCGCUAUACCCGCCCUCGGCCUAUCCAUUGGUCCUCUAAUGUGGUCUUCUUUGAGUGACAUAUACGGUCGUCGGUUAAUAUUCUUGGUUGGAACUACCAUAGCCUUGGUCUCAACAAUCGGCGCAGCUACCGCUGAUAGCUACUCUGGAUACAUGGCUGCCCGAUUUUUCCAGGGGCUUGGUGUCAGCCCUGCCUCAACUGUUGGCAUGGCUGUUGUGAAUGAUAUAUUCUUUGACUACGAGCGAGGACAGAAGCUUGGGUUGUGGGUGCUGGCGAUUGACUCUGGACUUCUCCUCGGACCGACCCUGGGUGGCUUUAUGAAUCUGGUCAGCUCCGCAUGGAUAAACUGGUUCAAUGCAAUUCUAUUUGCCGUUCUCUUGGUACUGGAGCUUUUCUUCAUGCCCGAGACGCUGUAUCCUCGACAGAAAAUGCUGCUUUAUCAAAGCAGUACUGUGACCAAUAGCAUCACCUCCAUCGCUGUUCAAAAACAGGAAACAGAGGGAACGGAGCCGCCCGCACGCGAGAUGCUCUCUAGAGAAUUCCCUUCAGACCUGCGCCGGACAAAAACUCUACCUUUCGUUAACUUACGUCCGAUCCCUGGCAUGAGGCAUCCUAAGCCCUGGGACUCUGUGACCCGCUUUUUCAUCACCUUCAAGUUCCCUACUGUUUCUAUCGCGGUGAUCGGAUAUUGUUUCCUUUGGUAUUGGUGGGUUCUAUCAGUCAUCACAAUGGUGCCAGCUGCAUAUGCGAAUUAUACACCACUCAUACAAGGGCUGUUGUUCCUUGGCUUGCUCCUAGGUACUAUAGUCUCAGAAAUCUUUUGCUCUGGGCGACUGAGUGACUACAUUGUUGAGAGGUUGGCAAAAAAGCGAGACGAUACUCGCGUUGCAGAGAUGCGUUUAUGGCUGGCGUACCCGGCUAUCUUGGUUACUGCAGUUGGUUCAAUCUUGUGGGGUAUUAGCAUUGAUCAAAAUUACCACUGGAUGAUUGGACAGGUUGCAUUCUUCCUCUUUGCCGCAGGGAUACAAAUCGGCAAUACUGUUACCAGCACUUAUAUUGUCGACAAUUAUCCUUUACAAUCAAUGAGUGUCAUAACUUUCUAUGCUGUUUUCCUCAAUUUGAGUGCAUUUAUCAACCCGUUUUUCAUUGCUCCUUGGCAAGCUUCAGUCGGCUGGACUUGGACCUUCACCGCGCAAGGCUUAAUCGUUCUAUUAGGAGGAGCCGUACUUUUUGGAUUUCUACACAGAUUCGGAGGGUUUAUGAGGAGUAAGGGGCCACAACCAUCCUGGGUUAACCCGGAAUAUGACAUAGUCGUGGAAGUCCAAGCUGAAUGA